CACCAAUUUACGGCUAAUCUCAUUUCACUACGGUAAAUUCUAACUUCUAAAGCCGAUUGUAAAAUUAAAACUCUUAAAAAGCGAAGAAGCAAAAUAAAUAAUGGCUUACGAUUUAAAGAAGGAAUCGGAUGUUAAGGAGUACAUAGACAAAUUGGGCAUCGAAUAUCGUUUCGGUUGCUAUUCGGAAAAGAAACCAGAGGUUUGUCAUCUUUUGGGUGACUACUUGGAGGGUAUUAAGAAAGACUUUGAGAAGGCGGCAAAAGUAUACAAAUCCACAUGCGAUGAUUAUGGCUAUGCGAAGUCCUGCUUUAAAUAUGGGAACUAUAGCUUUUUGGGUAAAGGCAAGAGUGGCAGCAAGGGUGAUCCGCGCAGUGCUUACACAUACUACGAGAAAGGCUGCCAACUGAAUGAUGCGGAUGCAUGCUUACAUACAGGAUUGCUGCUGGUUUCACGUUCCAUGUACAAGGAGGUCGACCGAAAUGUGCCGAAGGGCAUCGAUUACCUAUCAAAGAGUUGCGACAUGAACAAUGCCACCGCCUGCUUCUACCUCUCAGGAAUGCAUAUAUCCGGCGUGCAAAAAAAACCGGAAGUAUCAGGCCACCUCAACACAAACGACACCAAGAAAGUGCAGCCAAAGGAUGGUGAUUUCAUACUACAGAAAGACAUGAAAAAGGCAUUCGAAUUCGCGUAUAAAGCUUGCGAGUUGCGUAAUAUGUACGCAUGCGCAAAUCUAAGUCAAAUGUAUGCGCGUGGUGACGGCACUGAAAAGAAUGAAAAAGAAGCCGAUAAGUAUAAGAAGAUGGCAUUAGAAAUGCAGGAUGAAGUGAAGAAGCAACAACAGACGCUCGAGUUCCAACAGGGCAUGAAAAUGCCCAACUGAACUUGAAUGAAAGCGUAAAGUGGAGUGUGUGUAAAGCUAUGACAUGAAUUGGAACAAAUUUAAGCACAAGUUGUGGCAAAUACAUUGACGAAUGCGGCUAUAACAGUAAAAGCGGCGGAAUUUGUUUUUAUUUAUAAAACUCAUAAUUUUAGUACACAUAAAAGCAGACUUUGAAUUUGCUAUAAAAAAAUGUUAAUAUUUUUUGGGUUAAUUUGAGCAGAGACAUAACUUCUAAUACAGCCAACAGCUGGAGUCGAGGGCGUGUCAGAAAAAAAUUAAUUCAAGUUUUUAAUUAUUUCCUGCUUAAGCAAAGCUUAUUAUUUAAGUCAAAGUUACUUGAAUGUUUUUGUGUUUUCGUUACGAAAACAAAAAAGAAAUAAACAAGCAAUAAAAAAAACUAACGGGCGUAAUGUUAACAAAAUAUGCAUGAAAACAAAUUUCGAUUUUUACGUAUGUGGUAGCAAAUGAAGACAGUUAACUUUGUAAUUGUAAUAUAUAUUUAAAUUUUAAACAAAUGUACUAGUACUACGUAUUUAUGUAGUCAAAUGAAAACAAAAAAACAAUAAAUAAAUAAAAGAACAGAAAAC
Messenger RNA from Anastrepha ludens (Mexican fruit fly), 1467 nucleotides. RefSeq names its product cytochrome c oxidase assembly factor 7 homolog (gene Coa7). Gene Ontology annotation, molecular function: protein binding. The record is from RefSeq and is a predicted model, not a curated record. NCBI's taxonomy places the organism in Eukaryota, Metazoa, Arthropoda, Insecta, Diptera, Tephritidae. Bases 101 to 880 code for a protein of 259 amino acids. The transcript has 3 exons. Gene Ontology annotation, cellular component: mitochondrial intermembrane space.